This is a messenger RNA of Lodderomyces theae, 1143 nucleotides long. RefSeq lists its product as uncharacterized. NCBI's taxonomy places the organism in Eukaryota, Fungi, Ascomycota, Pichiomycetes, Serinales, Debaryomycetaceae. Bases 1 to 1143 code for a protein of 380 amino acids. The transcript has a single exon. The record is from RefSeq and is a predicted model, not a curated record.
AUGACUCUGAAAGAUACUUACAUUUGGAUAAAGUUGGGUGUCCAGCGUUCAGUACAAACAAUAAAGAAUUUGUUCAAUGAAGAAGGUGACUUGUCGUAUUUGCUUGAGGAAUUCAACCUGAUACAGAAAGAAGAAGAUGGAACUGACUUCAAGAAGGAAGCCAAGAAGCACUUUGGUGACAUAAUCAACAGAUUUCAGUUGAAUGAGGACGAAAGCUCUAAGUUUGUCGAUUUUGCGAUUGCUAGUUGUCAAUUCAUCAACUAUAAGGGAAAGAAGUUAGAUAGUAAUGUGUCAGUUCCUUUGGGAAGAGCGAUAAACAACUUCAUACGUCGGCUUCAUGCAAAUGCCAGAAAUGUGUGCAACAACGACAUCGUGUUUGAAGAGAAAAUCGCCAAUAUUAUCAACUUUCACAUCAUGAACAGGUUUGGUGUUGAAGUGUUGAGCUUGGAAAAUGACACCUCUGCUCAAGAAGAAAGAGGAAAAGAAGGAUCCACUCAUAAACCAAACCCCACAUAUUUCAAAACAAUUGACAAAAAGUAUGCAGGUCAUUUUCGAAGUCAAGACCGGAAUUUGAGUAGUUUGGGACAAACCAAAUUGAUGUAUUUUGAUAAAAAAGACAGCGGAAUAGUCCAACUUCCAGUAUGGGAAUUGAGACCGAGUGUUGAGAGCAUGUUCGAAUCAUUUAUGAGAUACACGUAUUUCAAUACAUAUGCUUCCCUAGUUGGCGCGUUAUCGACAGCUCAACAAAAAUACUCAAUUGGUGGUCUGUAUGUAAGACCGGACGUGGUUUUGCACUUCCCACACGUAUCAGUUCCAAUUGAAUUAAAAAUAAUCAAGGUAGGGAAUUUCUGGGACCUUGACACGGAAGAACAUAAAGCCAUAGUUACACAAAUAUUGCUUUCCAUGUUAGCAAUGAAUUCCAACACGGGAUUCAUUUCUAAUCUAGUAAAGUUUGUCAGGGUCACUGUUACAGACACGGCGGAUUCAGACAAAUUGUCUGGAUUUCACAUCAACUUUGACAUAUCAGAAGGGGACACCAAUACCAUCGGUAAACUUCAUCUUUCUUUAGAGGAGACAAUGCCUCAACAAUUGAGCGAGGAGUUAAAGGCUAAGCUUGAAAGUGAAUUGAUUAUCGGCAAUUGA